AUGAGCGACUAUUACCGCAGCACCAAGCGAAGGCGCUCACAGUCUCCCUCUCGCCCGGGAGGCCAGAACAUCAAUAAACCGUACCGGGAGCGACCGGGGCCCCAUAGCGGAGAGAAUGGAUCACAACCGCGCUGGUCGCACAAGGAGCAAAUGAGAAUAAACCAGCUGCAGGAAGAUGAUCGGAUGCGAGAGUGGGUGGCUCAGGAGGAUGAUUUUGUACUCAAGCAGGCUAAAAAGAAGGCAGCGAUCCGGGUCAAGGAAGGUCGGGCAAAACCAAUAGACUGGCUCGCAGUCACCCUCCGUGUCGUCGAUCCCACGAAAGAUCCUCUGGAUGACGAACUAGAAGAGAAGGACUUGGAUUUCGUGGACCCCGACAGCGUCUUCGAUGGACUUUCCGAAUCCGAGUUUUCAGAUCUGCGCAAGGAUAUCGAUACAUACCUCAAUCUGGAAACGAACAGAAACAACAGAGAAUAUUGGCGUACAAUGCAGAUCAUCUGUAAGGAUAGGCAGAGGAAGUUGCGAAACUCGGGGCUGGAAGGAAGGGCAGUAAGCUCGGUCGCCGCCGAUAUUGACGGUCUCUUGUCUCCCAAGACCUUCGAGCAGCUUGAGGUUCUGGAAAGACAGAUUCGAAACAAACUCGACUCGAACGAACCAAUUGAUACAGACUACUGGCAGCAAUUGCUUGAUAGUUUGCUUGUUUGGAAGGCAAAGGCGAAGAUCAAGAGGGUGUAUCAAGAUGUUCUUGAUUCGAGGCUGAAUCAGCUGCGACAAGAGAACGAACAAAAGGCGUUACAGGUCCAGUCCAGAUUCUCUGGGUCUGAGGCGCACAAUCGGGAUGCCAUCAACUACUCUAGAGAAUUCGAUCCUGAACCGUUUCUGGAACUUUCGACCAAGGACAAAUCACUUGACCUGAUGAACGAAUCUAGUUUCCUGAGGCAGGUCGCAACAGCUAGGCGGAAGAUAUUAAAGAUGGGAUAUGUGCCAGAACUUACAAGCUCUAUACCGACAGUCGCAAGCUAUUCACGGCCGUCGAGGCAGGCUCUGACUGCCGACCCCACAGCACGCUUCGCCACAUCUGCAGAGGACGUGUCUUCAACGACCAAAGCUCUUUUCGACCGAGAAGUGGCGAAAGGUGUAAAUGAAGACGAGGAGGUUUUCACCGGCGAAGAAGAAGUCACCACAUCGGACACUCAAGCACUAUGGAUGGGUAAAUACCGACCUCGAAAGCCGAAGUACUUCAACCGUGUCCAGAUGGGCUACGAAUGGAAUAAAUACAACCAAACUCACUACGACCACGACAACCAGCCUCCUAAGGUCGUCCAAGGCUAUAAAUUCCACAUUUUCUACCCGGACCUCAUCGACCUCACCAAGGCCCCGACCUACAAAAUCAUCCGGGAGGGAGGACGGAAGAAAGGUCAAACCAUGGCACCGGCGGGGGAGGAAGACACCUGCAUCAUCCGUUUUAUGGCAGGGCCGCCGUAUGAGGAUGUGGCCUUCCGCAUUGUGGACCGAGACUGGGAUUACUCGGCGAAGCAUGACCGAGGAUUCAAGAGUAGCUUUGACCGAGGCAUCCUCACGCUGCACUUUACCUUCAAGCGGAUCCUGUAUCGCAAGUAG
Molecule: messenger RNA, 1617 nt
Organism: Exophiala aquamarina CBS 119918
Lineage: Eukaryota; Fungi; Ascomycota; Eurotiomycetes; Chaetothyriales; Herpotrichiellaceae
Exons: 1
Coding region: 1-1617 (538 amino acids)
Biological process (GO): mRNA cis splicing, via spliceosome
Cellular component (GO): spliceosomal complex; cytoplasm
Molecular function (GO): protein binding
Source: RefSeq, a predicted model, not a curated record